AGCAAAUGGAAAGAAAUCACAAUGGGCAGAGCUUGAAAUAAGUGGCUCUUUUGACACAGGGUCUCUCAUGGCCUGGAGCUCAUCAUUUAGGCUAGGCUGGCUAGCCAGUGAGCCUCAGCAAGCUGUAUAUCCUUGCUUCCUCAGUGUUGAUAUUAAAAAGGUGUGCUCUCCUCCUCGCCCUGCGGGACGGCGACAGCCGUUGCUGCCAGGACGUCAGCCCAGGAACUGGAGGAGGAGGAGGAAGAAGGUCGUAGUCCGGGCGCCGCGGUCUGCAUGGAUCCCAACCUGCGCUUCAGGAUCUCCCAACGCCAACCUUUUGUUCAAAGAUUUCUUCUGUAGACUGAAUUAUUAGAUCCUGUAUAUCUAUUCAUUUCAGUUGGAAAAAUAGAAAAUUCAAGACAACUAUUGCUCACCAACGAAGAUGCACCUAGGAUUAGAGAAGCAUGGCAGAGGAGUCUUUCAACCGUGCACCCUGACAGCAGCAAGCUGAUCCCCGCUCUUUUCCGACCUGCAGCUUUCAUGCCCCUCGUGGUGCCCUUGGUGCUUUUGUCAAUGAUGCCAGUGAAGGGGAUCGAGUCCAUGAUCUUACCUCAGGUUUCCUUGUACGCCUACACCACAGCCUUCACCAUCACCAAUGGGAAUGCCAGUUACUCUCAUGGUCCAGUAGAGAGAACGUUGUUAGGGACAGGAGUAUGCGCCUCUUCAACCCUCUUUGGAUUAAUCCCUCACUUUGUCCACAUGAGGUAUGGCCUGGAUAACUUUUGGAUCAGAAAAGCCUUAUCUAUCGUCAUUCUUGCCCAAGUCAGCGGAGUAAAUGUGCUUGCGUCCCGGAGAUUGGAGUCCAUUCGAGGCAUUGAGGUUAUGGACAAGAAAGGCAAUGUCGUAGGCCACUCCAGAAGAGCUGGGGAAAAGGCCAUCAAAGAAACAGCCAUCUCCAGGGCAGUGCUGUUCAGAACUGCAGCUUUAAUCCCUGAAGGCUUCAUGUAUUAUUUGAAGAUCCGGUUUUCCCCACCAAAUCCGCGGUCGUUUGGGAUCUUAAAACUGGCCUGUACUCUUCUGACAAUGGGACUGAUGGUGCCGGCGUCGUUCAGUAUAUUUCCACAAGUUGGAUGGAUACAGCGCGGUCAACUUGAAAAGGAAAUUCAGUCUUCCACAGAAGAAGCAGAACUGUUUUAUAACAGAGGGGUGUAGGGGCGAGUUUGUUGGUGAAGUCGUCUGGCUUCUGUUUGGAGACCUUUGGUCCCUCCAGGUUCCAGUUCAGAGAGACCUGUUGAAGGUUCUCGAAGCUGCCAAUGGUGCCUGGGCAGCAGGCUGGCUGAAUUCAAGGCCCACUGGAAGAUUCGCUACUAAAGGUGUCCUGACUGACACCCAGGGCUCCUGAGGUGUCACUGAGUGCACUGAGAAUCAGCCAAGGAAAUGACACUGUGAAAACCACUAAUUUGUCUGCCGUUGAAAAAAAAAAAAAAGGUGUGCUAUCACACCUAGUUCUUUUACAUGGAUUCUGGGGAUCAAAUUUGGGUCCUUAUACUUGCAAGGCAAACCACUUUACCAUCUCCCCAGUCCUGAGUAUGCUUAGUUUUAUCAGAAACUGAAACUGUUUUCUGAAGUGACUGUACUGUUUUACAUUCCCACUAGCAGUGAAUGAGGAUUCUUGUUUAUUGGCUAUUUUAAGAUUUGUUGUCCUCAGUGCCAUGGGUUUUUGCCAUCUCAGUAGUUAAAUGAUGAUAUCUUAAGCCGGGCAUGGUGGUGCACGCCUUUAAUCCCAGCACUCGGGAGGCAGAGGUAGGAGGAUCGCCAUGAGUUCGAGACCACCCUGAGACUACAGAGUUAAUUCCAGGUCAGCCUGGACCAGAGUGAGACUCUACCUCGAAAAAAAAAAAAAAAGAUAAUAUCUUGCCAUUGUAAUUAGCAGUUUCCUAAUGGUAUAUGCCACUGAACAUCUUUUCAUAUGCAUGUAUUAGACCUAUUUCACUAUUGUUUAUUUUACUUUAUUAUUUAUUUGUAUGUAACUCUUGGAUUGGUCCUUGCCUGUGCACUUCAUUUGAAAGUCGAGGUUUCUUACUCUACUGUCCUUUACUGAGCUUCCAGGACAUUGUUUGGUCUCAGCCUCCCAUCUUGCUAUCAGCAUCAGCAUGCUAGCAUUACGGAAGCCAGCCAUGGCUGCAGGCUCUUUACAUAGGAUCUGGGGUUCAAACUCAAAUACUCCAACUACAGUGGUGAGCACUUUAUCCAUUGAGCCAUCUCUCCCCUUACUUUAUUUUUUAGUGUUAAGUGUUCAGUCCAGGGCCUCUUGCAUAGUACACAUUCUACCACAGAAUCACACACCCAUCCCUCAGAUGUGACCUUUUAAAAAAAGUUUAUUUAUUUAAUUGUAAGCAGAGACAGACAGAAGGGACAGAAUAUGAAUGGUUGUGCCAGGGUCUGUAACUGCUGCAAAUGAACUCCAGAUACAUGCGCUACUUUGUGUAUCUGGUUUUACUGGGGAAUCAAAUCCUGGUCAUCAGGCUUUGCAGGCAAGUGCCUUAACCUUUGAGCCAUCUCUCCAGCCCAGAUGCAAUGUAGAUAAUUUCUUCCAGUUUAUAGCUUGACUGUUCAGGGCAGAUAAUUUAAAUUUAAAUGGGCUUUGUUUGGGAUGAUAUUGAUGGAAGAACUGACAUCUGGACAUUAUUGAGUCUUCCUAGUCAUGACCAUGGAUUGUACCCAG
This is a messenger RNA of Jaculus jaculus (lesser Egyptian jerboa), 2704 nucleotides long. Its product is annotated as sideroflexin-4. Gene Ontology annotation, biological process: mitochondrial transmembrane transport; monoatomic ion transport. The record is from RefSeq and is a predicted model, not a curated record. Gene Ontology annotation, cellular component: mitochondrial inner membrane. Lineage: Eukaryota; Metazoa; Chordata; Mammalia; Rodentia; Dipodidae. Gene Ontology annotation, molecular function: monoatomic ion transmembrane transporter activity.